Molecule: messenger RNA, 1146 nt
Organism: Oenanthe melanoleuca
Lineage: Eukaryota; Metazoa; Chordata; Aves; Passeriformes; Muscicapidae
Gene: ATP23
Product: ATP23 metallopeptidase and ATP synthase assembly factor homolog
Exons: 6
Coding region: 62-799 (245 amino acids)
Biological process (GO): mitochondrial protein processing; mitochondrial proton-transporting ATP synthase complex assembly
Cellular component (GO): extrinsic component of mitochondrial inner membrane
Molecular function (GO): metalloendopeptidase activity
Source: RefSeq, a predicted model, not a curated record
CGGGAGCGCGGCCGGCGAUUGGCGCGGCGGCGGCCCCGCGCUCGGCACGGCGCGGCCGGACAUGGGGGAAGGGGAGGCGGACUCGCCGGCGGCCGCAGGGAAGAGGGGGGCGGAGGAGGAGGAGGAUGAUUUCGGCUACCGGCUCUUCCCGGACCGGAAUAAGAAGCCGCAGAGCUUCCUGGUCCGCAGCCUCUUCACCUUUCACAACAAAUGCCAGCUGAUGCUGAGGCUGACCCUGGAGACGAAUCCAUAUGCUCGACUUCUCCUUGAGGCUCUGAAGCAAUCUGGUUGCACUGUCUUCAAUGACCGUCACUUUUCUUGUGAAAACUGUGAUGGCUGUGUCAGUGGAGGUUUUGAUGCUGCUACAUCUCAGAUUGUUCUGUGUCAGAACAACAUUCGCCAGCAGUCCCAUAUGAACCGGGUGGUCACACAUGAAUUGAUUCAUGCAUUUGAUCACUGCCGUGCACAUGUUGACUGGUUUAAAAAUGUCAAGCACUUAGCAUGUUCAGAGAUUCGAGCCGCUAAUCUCAGUGGAGACUGUACUUUGAUGAAUGAAAUAGCCAGGUUUAAAUUUGGAUUGAAAGGGCACCAUCAGACUUGUGUACGAGACAGAGCAAUCCGUUCCAUUCUGGCUGUUAGAAAAGUUAGCAAAGAAACAGCAGAAAAAGCUGUGGAUGAAGUUUUUGAUGCCUGCUUCAAUGAUCUGGAACCUUUUGGAAGAAUUCCACACAGCAAAGCAGAUGCAAAACGUGCUUACAGAGACUUUCAGAACAGAGAUCGCUACACUGCUAAUUUGUAAGGGCAGGGGGAACCAGAUGAGAAAUUACAUUAAUACCUGAUUGUACAAUAACAUCUGGAGUUAUAGUCUAUGCCCACAGUGCUGAUGGAAAGGGCAAAUCUAUCAAAUGUAUGAAUUAAUUUUUUAGACAUUUUUCAUGAGCCAACUUCCAUGGAAGUAAAUGGGGUAAAUGAACAAGACUACAAACGGUGUUUCCUCACCUGUUAUUCCAGAAAGAUUAUCUAGCAUGCCAAAUGAUUUGUCAAAUAAAAUUCAAUGUGCGCUUAAUUUUUUCACUCUGAUUGAUCUGGACUUGGUUUCUGAAAAUUUUGUUGUCACUGAAUAAAUCUUUUCAUAAAAUCUUUACA